GCCCCCCACCUGCCGGCAGCGGCUUGCGAGCCCGGAGCUGUCAGCCCCCCGGCCCCUCCGGAGGUGGGGGGCGCCCCGGGCCGGCGCCUGAGGCCGCUGCAGUUGGCGAAUGAGGUGACCAUGGCCCUGCUGGGGAAGCGCCCUGACAUCCCCGCCAACGGCUGCGGGCCCGACCGCUGGAAUGCCGCCUUCGCCCGCAAAGACGAGAUCAUCACCAGCCUGGUGUCCGCCUUGGACUCCAUGUGCUCGGCACUGUCCAAGCUGAACGCGGAGGUGGCGUGCGUGGCCGUACAUGACGAGAGCGCCUUCGUGGUGGGCACAGAGAAGGGCCGGCUGUUCCUGAGCGCGCGGAAGGAGCUGCAGGCCGACUUCCUCAGGUUCUGCCGAGGGCCCCCGUGGAAGGACCCGGAGGCAGAGCACCCCAAGAAGGUGCAGCGGGGCGAGGGUGGCGGCCGGAGCGCCCCACGGUCGGCCCUGGAGCACGGCUCGGAUGCGUACCUUCUGCGGAAGAUGGUAGAGGAAGUCUUUGACGUUCUUUAUAGCGAGGCCCUGGGCAGGGCCAGCGUGGUGCCGCUGCCCUACGAGAGGCUGCUCAGGGAGCCGGGGCUGCUGGCUGUGCAGGGGCUGCCCGAAGGCCUGGCCUUCCGCAGGCCGGCCGAGUACGACCCCAAGGCCCUCAUGGCCAUCCUGGAACACAGCCACCGCAUCCGCUUCAAGCUCAAGAGGCCACCCGAGGACGGCGGGCGGGACUCAAAGGCACUGGUGGAACUGAACGGCGUCUCCCUGCCACCCAAGGGGUCCCGGGACUGUGGCCUGCACAGCCAGGCCCCCAAGGCGGCCCCGCAGGACCCACCCCCCACCGCCACCUCCUCCUCUGUGGCCGGCUUCCUAUACAGCACGGCGCUCCCCAGCCACGCCAUCCGCGAGCUAAAGCAGGAAACGCCCACCUGCCCGCUCGUCCCCAGCGACCUGAGCCUGGGCCGGCCCGGGCCCGAACUCGCAGCCUCCGGUGCCCAGGACUUCGCCGACUGCUGUGGACAGAAGCCCCCCGGGCCCGGUGGGCCGCUCAUUCAGAACGUCCAUGCCUCCAAGCGUAUCCUCUUCUCCAUCGUCCACGACAAGUCAGAGAAGUGGGACGCCUUCAUCCGGGAGACGGAGGACAUCAACACGCUGCGGGAGUGCGUGCAGAUCCUGUUCAACAGCAGAUACGCGGAAGCCCUGGGCCUGGACCACAUGGUCCCCGUCCCCUACAGGAAGAUCGCCUGCGACCCGGACGCGGUGGAAAUCGUGGGCAUCCCGGACAAAAUCCCUUUCAAGCGGCCAUGCACAUACGGGGUCCCCAAGCUCAAGCGGAUCCUGGAGGAGCGGCACAGCAUCCACUUUGUCAUUAAGAGGAUGUUUGAUGAGCGAAUUUUCACAGGGAACAAGUUUACCAAAGACCCCACGAAGCUGGAGCCCGCCAGCCCACCAGAGGAUACCUCCGCCGAGGUCUCCCGGGCCACCCUCCUCGACCUGGCUGGCACUACUCGGUUGGACAAGGGCACUGUCUCGGAAGACUGUGGACCAGGAACCUCCGUGGAGCCAGGCGGGCUGAGGCCGAUCAAAAUCGAGCCCGAAGAUCUGGACAUCAUCCAGGUGACCGUGCCAGACCCUUCUCCAACCUCGGAGGAGAUGGCCGACUCCAUGCCUGGGCACCUGCCCUCGGAGGAUUCCGGUUAUGGGAUGGAGAUGCUGACGGACAAAGGCCCCAGUGAGGAGCCACGGCCGGAGGAGAGGCCAGUGGAGGACAGGCACGGCGACGUGAUCCGGCCGCUGCGGAAGCAGGUGGAGCUGCUCUUCAACACGCGAUACGCCAAGGCCAUCGGCACCUCGGAGCCCGUCAAGGUGCCCUACUCCAAGUUCCUGAUGCACCCCGAGGAGCUCUUCGUGGUGGGGCUGCCUGAGGGCAUCUCCCUCCGCAGGCCCAACUGCUUCGGCAUCGCCAAGCUCCGGAAGAUUCUGGAAGCCAGCAACAGCAUCCAGUUUGUCAUCAAGAGGCCCGAGCUGCUCACGGAGGGAGCCAAAGAGCCCAUCACGGACGGCCCAGAGCGGGACUCCGGGGACUCCCUUGUGGAUGAGAGCCUGAAGAGACAAGGCUUUCAAGAGAAUUACGACACGAGACUGUCACGCAUCGACAUCGCCAACACGCUCAGGGAACAAGUUCAGGACCUGUUCAAUAAGAAAUACGGGGAGGCCUUGGGCAUCAAGUACCCGGUCCAGGUCCCCUACAAGCGCAUCAAGAGCAACCCCGGCUCGGUGACCAUCGAGGGGCUGCCCCCCGGGAUCCCCUUCCGGAAGCCCUGCACGUUUGGCUCUCAGAACCUGGAGCGCAUCCUCGCCGUGGCUGACAAGAUCAAGUUCACGGUCACCAGGCCGUUCCAAGGACUCAUCCCAAAGCCCGAUGAAGACGACGCCAACAGGCUCGGGGAGAAGGUGAUCCUGCGGGAGCAGGUGAAGGAGCUCUUCAACGAGAAAUACGGUGAGGCCCUGGGCCUGAACCGGCCCGUGCUGGUCCCUUACAAGCUGAUCCGAGACAGCCCGGACGCCGUGGAGGUCACGGGCCUGCCCGACGACAUCCCCUUCCGGAACCCCAACACCUACGACAUCCACCGCCUGGAGAAGAUCCUGAAAGCCCGGGAGCACGUCCGCAUGGUCAUCAUCAACCAGCUCCAACCUUUCGCAGAAAUCUGCAACGAUGCCAAGAUGCCAGCCAAAGACAGCAGCCUUUACAAGGAGCCCGUCACAUACAUAGUCUCCUUGGAGUCUCCGCCCCAGUUUUCUCCAUUUGGCUCAGAGAGGUCAAUAAAUUUCCCCGGAGUCACACAGCCUGGGGGUGGCAGCCGUGGAACUUAAGCUUAGGCCCUGGGACUCUCGACCCGAGCUCCUUGCCCCGGGGACGCUGCCUGUCGCCUUGCCCAGGCUCGGUCAACUCAGGGCGCUCCGGAAGCCGUCUUCCUGACGGGUCCCAGUGUCUGAGCCUUGGCCGGGUGCCAGGUGUGUGCUUUGCACAUCCGUUCGCGGGAUGCUGUCAGCAACCUUGCAAGAUCUCACAUUUCAUCCUGGAUAACACGAGCGCUCGGGCUCAUUAGGGGGCUCUGCGAGCCUGGUCACACUGCGCUCUUCCCGGCACCCCCUAAGCUGGGGUCCGUGGGGUGCCAGCCCCCAGGGAGGGCUCCGGGCCGCAGGCUGGGUGGGCUGGGGCCUGCUCUGAGCCGGUGAGGUGCUCUCCUUGGGGACAGCGUGCAACGCAGGCAAGGCUGCAGGAGGGUGGAGUCCGGUCUGGUUCAAGACCAAGGCUGGACCUGGGCGUGCUGGGAACAGGGAUACUGACCAGGUGAGCGGAGCCGCGCCCAGACCCCAGCAUCUGUCACCCACUCCC
Molecule: messenger RNA, 3418 nt
Organism: Oryctolagus cuniculus (rabbit)
Lineage: Eukaryota; Metazoa; Chordata; Mammalia; Lagomorpha; Leporidae
Source: RefSeq, a predicted model, not a curated record